Penicillium chermesinum is the source of this 339-nucleotide messenger RNA. RefSeq lists its product as uncharacterized. The transcript has 2 exons. The record is from RefSeq and is a predicted model, not a curated record. NCBI's taxonomy places the organism in Eukaryota, Fungi, Ascomycota, Eurotiomycetes, Eurotiales, Aspergillaceae. Bases 1 to 339 code for a protein of 112 amino acids.
AUGAGCAAGCUCCACCACCCAGCGCGCCGCCUCCUCGUCUUCCAGGAGACGCGCAACCCGCAAAACCAGUCGGAGAUCGUCUAUCUCCCCGUAAACAAGCUGGGACUGCCCAUCUGCGAUGGGCCCGAGCUGCCAUCAAUACUGGAGCUGCCGCUACGCAUCUUGAAGGUUUUUACAGAGAUGUUCAAUCAGCCAAAGUACAAGGGAUGGGCGGUGCUCUCCGCCGGUCCUUACCAUGACACGUCAGAGGAGGGGAAGUUUUAUGCCGUUGUCCUGGAGCAGACGCUGCAGGCGCAGGGGCAGCCUCAGCAGGAGGCUAUUAUGGGCUCGCCACCGUGA